UUUGUUUUAUGAUAGAUAGAAAUAAAUCUGUUGGUCACCGUACUUGUAAUCACAGUUCAUCAUGAAGCGUGUUCAGUGAUGUAUUUAUAAAUUCUACACAAUACACAUCUUCCCACUUGUAUACCUUGUAUUUUAAAUACUUUAUCAAUUUCCAGCAAAUUAUAGAAACUUGAUUGAGAAUGUAUAGGUAUAUAAUUCGUCAAGGAUGCAGGAAAAGUCUCCACAAAUCAACAAAAAGAUAUAUUACCACUGCUGGCCUGAAAGAAGGAGUUCUCAUCCACAAUUACAAAGUCUCGCGAGUAACAGCUGUUCCUGAACUAUUUCUAUCUGCAAUUGAAUUGAAACAUCUAGGUACAAACAGUAAUCAUCUUCAUAUUGCUAGAGAUGAUAACAAUUAUGUUUUUAAUGUUUGCUUACGAACAACCCCAAUGGAUAGCACUGGAGUUGCUCAUAUUUUGGAACAUAUAGCACUUUGUGGAUCUUCAAAAUAUCCUGUAAGAGAUCCCUUCUUUAAAAUGCUUGAUCGUUCGAUGGCUACUUUCAUGAAUGCAAUGACUGGUUCUGAUUACACCAUGUACCCAUUUGCUACACAAAAUGGAAAGGACUUUAAAAAUUUAAUGUCAAUAUAUUUGGAUGCUGUUUUCUUCCCACUUCUGCACGAGUCAAGCUUUUUACAAGAAGGUUGGAGGUUAGGGCAUAGUGUCACAAAUGAUGUAACAAGCCCAAUCAUAUUCAAAGGUGUUGUUUUUAAUGAAAUGAAGGGAGUCAUGACAGAUCAAGAAUAUCUUUUUGGUUCAAAUAUGCAGCGAAAUAUUCUUCCUGAUCAUACUUAUGGUAAUUUCAGCGGGGGAGAUCCCUCUGCUAUUCCGCAAUUGACAUGGCAGGAUUUGAAAGAUUUUCACAGGACUCAUUAUCAUCCAAGUAAUGCUAAUUUUUAUACCUACGGAAACUUGGAUAUUAUCGAUUGUUUGAAGCAAAUUGAUGAACAAGUUAUGCAAAAAUUCACAUCGAUGCAACCAAAUACUGAUGUCCCUUCACAAGUAAGAUGGUCAACUCCUCGUGCAGCUGAGAUAUCAUGCUCACCUGAUGAUAUGGCAGCAAAUCCAGAAAAACAAUCUUCUGUUGCUGUUAGUUUUCUUCUUUCUGAUGUAAAAGACUCUUAUACAAACUUUGUUUUAUCAGUGUUAUGCAGUUUAUUGUCUGAUGGUCCGUCUUCUCCUUUUUAUAAGGCCCUAAUUGAAUCUGGCAUUGGAUCUGAUUAUGCACCAUCUAGUGGAUUUCAUAGUCAUCAAAAAGAAUCAGUAUUUAGUAUUGGAUUACAAGGAAUAUGUUCUGAUGACCAAGAAAAAGUGAAAAAUAUUGUCUAUGACACUCUGGAUUCUGUUGUCAAAAAUGGAUUUCCAACAGAAAGAGUAGAGGGUGUGUUGCAUCAAGUAGAACUUCAUCAAAAGCACCAAAGUAGUCAAUUUGGUCUUCAUUUAUCCUUUAAUUUAAUGCCAGUUUGGCAACAUGGUUCUGACCCAGUGAAAUCACUUGAUUUUGAUAGUCAUAUAGCAAACCUUCGUAAAAAUCUUGACGCUGAUCCAAACUUAUUUCAAAAGUACUGUAAAAAGUAUUUUGUAGAUAACAAUCAUAAGUUGAUAUUGGCAAUGGUGCCAGAUCCUGAAUACAAAGACAAACAGACAAAACAAGAAAGCACAUUACUUAACUCAAAGCUGGAUUGUUUGAGCCAAAACGACAAAUCCAAAAUUUACAAACAAGGGCAAGAGUUGGAAGAACUACAGAACGAAGUGGAAGAUAUUUCUUGUCUCCCUACAUUAUUGGUGUCAGACAUAUCAAGAAAACAAAAAGAGACUGAAAUACCUGAUAUAUUGAACUUCGAUUCAAGCUCUAAGGUUGUUAUGCACGGACAGCCAACUAAUGGAAUUACCUACUUUUCAUUAUUGAAAACUGUGAACAACAUACCAGAUGAACUGAGACCACUGUUACCAUUAUUUUGCUCUGUUCUGACUCAGAUGGGCACAAAAGAUACAGAUUACCAGAGAUUUGCGGACUUGGAACAACUUUAUACUGGAGGUCUAGAUGCUUCAAUCAAGGUCUCGCCAUCUCCAACUAACCAUCUUAGCAUGGAAUCAAAAGUUGCUUUCGGGUCUUAUUGUUUGGAUAAAAAUAUAGAUCAUAUGUUUUCCUUAUGGUCUGAGCUUCUAAGUAAACCCAACUUUGAAGAUAGGGAUAGGUUGCAAAUAUUAAUUAGACAAAGGGCGCAAGAAUUAGCCAAUUCUGUGUCAUUUAGCGGGCACAGAUAUGCAAUGCUGAAUGCCAGCAGUAAUUUAUCUCCAGCUGCGACACAGGAUGAGAUGUUUGGAGGUCUACAACAGGUCAGAUUAAUGCGCUCUGUGGCAGAAGAGCAAAACAUUGACAAAAUUUUCACACAAUUGCAGGAGGUCUCAAAGUACGUAUUAACAACCAAUGUAAAUACAGAUGAAAAAGUGAGAUGCAGCAUUCACUCCACUGGUAAUAUGAGACAGAAUGUGGAAUCUCAAUUGUCUAAUUUUCUUUGCCAAAUAUCUCAGACUAACUCAAAAAUUGGCGAAGCGUCAACUCAUACCCUGGAUAUUUUACACCCAGUAAUCAGUCCAAACUUUAUUCCCACACCCGCUAAGCAAUUGUUGCAGGAAAUGCCUUUCCCUGUAAACUUCUCAUCAAUGUGCCUUCCAACACCUGCAGUAUAUACUCACAGAGAUUCUGCCACUCUUCGAAUAUUAUCUCGAAUUCUGUCAACAAAGUAUUUACUGCGAGAGGUCAGAGAGAAAGGAGGAGCUUAUGGAGCAGGAGCUCGACACUGCAACGAUGGUGUCUUCCAAUUUUACUCUUAUCGUGAUCCAAGAUCAAUACAAACUAUAGAAUCUUUUUGUAACUCAAUCGAAUGGGCAUGUGAAGGUGGUUUUUCCAGAGAAGACAUUGAUGAAGCAAUACUAGCAAUAUUUCAGCAAGUGGACGCUCCAGUGUCGCCUUGUAACAUAGGAAAUGCUUACUUCAUUAAUGGCAUUUCAGAUGAAAUGAGGCAAAAAUAUAGAGAGCAAUUACUGGAUGUCAAUCGACAAGCUAUUAUAGAUGCUGCACAGAAAUAUCUAACUUUAGACAACAAAAGUAGUGUCAUAUUAGGUCCAAAAAAUGAGGAAAUUGAACAUGAAAACCAGAAAACAGCAAUGGUUUAGAAGCCAUUUUUGUGUUUUCAUUGUUUAAUUGUAAAGGUAUGAGGUUAUGCCCAUAAUCUCUCUCUCCCUCUGUGCUAAUGAUACUGACAUACCAAUGCCACUGACCACUGUCCAACUUCAUAUUAGGGCAAGAUGUACAUAUUUAUCCAGAGGGAGAGGAAAGUCAAUAAGACGGCUUAACCACGGCCUCUCGUCCGAAUACCAUUCCAUGUCGGAUAUGGGAUUAGUUAUUUGUUUUCAGAAGCAUGGACUCUGUGGUGGAGGAAGCUGUAACCGAAUCUAUAAAUGUAACAGAAUAUGUCAGAAUACCAGGAAAUCGGAUAGUAUUAAUAUCAAUAAUUCUGGUUUAUUUCCCCAAAUUACAUAUAGUUUAUUCGAGUCACUUCAAUGCCAACAGUUUCGCUUAGAUGUUUAGGCCAAGAUUUAUUGAUAGUCAAAAGAAGUUUUGACAGCUUCAAUGUGCCCAAACAAUCUUCACUUAAGUGGGGUUUGUUGAGUUGGUACUCAAGUCUAGUGAUUUCAUGCUUUUUGUUCAGCACUUUUUUUACUACAUAUCAUCGGUGUAGUUGUGUUUACUUGCGGUCCAGCUCGACUUAGAUUAUCAAGAGUUCACAUUUUGUCUCAAAACUUUCUAGAGCCUAACAAAUUUAUAACUGCUUCAUAAACAAUGAUCGAAUGCACUGUUGUUUUUUUAACAAUGCUAGAAAAUCCUUUGGAACAGUCUCGAUGCUUGAAUGAGCAUAUAAUAUAAUACUGAAUAAUGUUUCUCAUAAAUAUUGAAUAAUAUUUU
This is a messenger RNA of Styela clava, 4008 nucleotides long. RefSeq names its product presequence protease, mitochondrial-like. The record is from RefSeq and is a predicted model, not a curated record. Gene Ontology annotation, molecular function: metal ion binding; metalloendopeptidase activity. Gene Ontology annotation, biological process: protein processing. Gene Ontology annotation, cellular component: mitochondrial matrix. NCBI's taxonomy places the organism in Eukaryota, Metazoa, Chordata, Ascidiacea, Stolidobranchia, Styelidae.